AUGGAAACAAAAGUCAUCUCCACUGGAAUCCGAUACACAAGCCUCCCAAAAAGUUAUGUCCGGCCAGAAUCCGAAAGACCAAAUCUCUCCCAAGUUGCCGACUGCGAAAACGUUCUGGUAAUUGACUUGGGUUGUGGAGAUAGAAAUCUAAUAGUCCAACAAAUAAGCCAUGCUUGUCAGGAAUACGGCCUUUUCCAGGUGGUAAACCAUGGAGUAUCAAUGGAAGCAAUAGAGAGAAUGGUAGAGGUUGCCCAUGAAUUCUUUGGGUUACCAGUUGAAGAGAAGCUGAAGUUGUACUCUGAUGACCCUUCAAAGACCAUGAGGCUGUCUACCAGUUUUAAUGUGAAAAAGGAAACUGUUCACAACUGGAGAGACUAUCUCAGGCUUCAUUGUCAUCCUUUGGACACGUAUGUCCCUGAAUGGCCCUCCAAUCCUUCUUCCUUCAAGUAAGAACACAAACACCUCUCUCUGUCUCUCUCCAAUAUUGAAUGUAAAGAUAAUAUCACCUAUCAAUAAUAAAUCAACAUAUACACUAAUAUAUACUAGCGUAAACUUAAUAUCACUAAUCAUUAAUAAAUAAACAUGGAUACAUUAUUCCACGCACACUGUAACUAUUUAUGAGCGUAGCGUAGCGUAGUUUGAACGUUGAAGAAUGUGAAGUCAGCUGUUUAUGGCAGGUAACCAUGACUCAGUCCGCUAAUAGUGGGCCCAUAAAUGGAAUUAAAAAAAUAAUAAUGUGAAAGUAAUUGUAUUGAAUAUUUAAACGCAAAUGAUUUUAUAGGUGCAUGUACAAACAAACAGCUCGAAUAUAAAAACGUUUCGAAAACUCAUAAGAAAUAUUAUAAAUUUUCAUCAUUGAUUCAUGAAAUCAUGAUCGUUAUUAGUGCAUAAGUCAAGAAAACAUUUUGGAAAAAUGGGGGGUUUUGUUGUAGUUUAUGUGAUAAGUGUAGUUGACAACGCAUGCGGGGUCGGAGGAGCAUCUCUGACUUUCAGGGAGAAGCUGAUGUCGUUGGAUUGCGCAAGUGGUUAAUCAUUCAAGGAUGCAGUAUGGGUAUAUAUUUGGGGAAGGGAGGAAGUUGGGUGAGCUAUUCCCACUCUAGGAAUAUUUAUUCCUAUUUUAUUUAAUUUUUUAUUAUAAAUUUAUAAAUUUAUUAUUUUUAAAUUUACCUCAUUUGUAACUAAGUUU
This is a messenger RNA of Ilex paraguariensis (yerba mate), 1186 nucleotides long. NCBI's taxonomy places the organism in Eukaryota, Viridiplantae, Streptophyta, Magnoliopsida, Aquifoliales, Aquifoliaceae. The record is from the annotation of a GenBank genome assembly.